AUGACGUUAUGGCAAGAAGGUAGGACUUUAAACUUAUAUUCGUGAAUCAGGUUAUGAUAAAUUGGUGUCAUUUCCCAAAUAAGUGUUGAUCUUCAAAAUCGUUUUAGAAAUAGAAAAAGCGGUAUGAGAAGCCCUUAUGGACACAAUCAGAGAGUGCUUAUAUAUUUUAUUACCAGCAAUUUAAGAGGAGCUGUUAUGAUACAAAUAUGAAAUUUAACUCUUAACGAUUCGUUUCGAGAAAUUUAGAGUUUCAGCUGUUUCUAGCUCUCUAUAUAUCAAAGCAUAAACAUGUCAUCAAGUCUUUGGAUUUAGAGUUAAUUCAGCGUUUUUGUGCUAAUCAACUACUUCAGAAAGCGCGCUGAAAAAUACACAAAGCUGCGAUUAUAGCACAAACAACUUUAAAACACAGCAGGUGGCAAACCAGCUGGCAAACAAGCUGGCAAACAAGUUAUUAAAAUUGAAACGAUAUGAUCGCAGUUGUCGUCUGGUUUCUGCAUUCGGAUCUCAGUGUGAGUUUUCAACAUAGGAUGAUUGGAUGAUUGGUUUUUGUGUUGUUACUUAGCUGUUUAAUAUUUUUGGGAUUUGUUAUGUGACAACGAGCGCCAUUGAGAACAUCUACUGUACGGCAAGGCUUCGGUAAGGCCCAAAGGGCAUGCUGGUUAACUAAUGUUAGAUAGAGAUGUGGAUUUUUUGCCGGUUUCCACCAGCAGUUAUUUUGAAUCUUAAAUUCUCAUGCAAUGCUUGUCUCCUUUAUAUCAAAAUAAGUGAGACUACUCCAUCUAUUUAUGACAACGGAUAAAUUUCGAUAUAUCAUCAAUGAUUAAUCAACAAUCAAGACAACUCCUAAGUAAGCAAGACUUUAAAAUUAGGAGUCUCCGGGUCGGUGAAAAAUUUGUGCUGAAUUUUGACGUAGUUUAGCUGUAUCACAAACUAUAUAAAUAGACAAAAGCGGUAAUAGUAUACUUUCGACUGCAAAAACCUUUGGCUUAAGACGUCAUUUGGAUGGAGCAUGUAGCUAAACUUCUUUAUUUCCUAGUGAGAAAAAUCUGCUAGAAUGGACACCAUUCCAAAACAGACAGGACCUGUGAUUUGCUUGUUCUUUAUUUGUGGACGUCUCAUUUUGGGACAAGACCCUUACGUCUAUUUUGAGAAGAACUGGUGCCGAGAACGCACCCUUCGAACUGAUUGGCGGACUUACACUCACUCGUGUCCGAGUUACUCGCGACAUUGGGCUUACGAGAUUUGGUCGGACGACUUCAAGACUCAUCCCAACCUGAGUUUUAUUUCAGGGGCGGAAAUCAAUCCUGCAGGACAUUUUAGCAAGAUAUAUAUACAGUCUGUGACAGUUCUGAACCGGACAAAGGCGUUCGGUGGAGAUGCAUGGCGCGUUAGAGUCCAGGGCCCUGCAGAUCUUGUUGCUACCGUUAGCGAUAUGGAAAAUGGUACAUACGAAGCCAAGUUUUUACCCAUGGAACCUGGGACCUACUCCUUACAGAUAACGUUGGACUAUACGCUCUGUCACGGGCUUAAAAACCCGCCUCCUGAUUGGUUUAUGAGAGGUCUGACCAUGUUUCUUGCAUUUCGUAGAGCUAUAUAUAACUUGUUCAUUCUUAUAAGGUUUUUUGCAUGGAUAUUUCAAAUAUUCUUGAUUCUAGGGAUGAAAGGUUUCUUUACUUAUGUAGUUUGGUUUUGUUCUACGCUAAAAAUGUUAACACGUUAAUCGAGUGCUUAUCUGUCUAUUCAUACUCUACCUUCUGACAUAAAUUUUUCUCAACUUCUGAAUCUCGAAAACUUCGUGAUUUUGGAGGAAAGUUAAAAAAAAUAUAAACUUCUUAUAAUAUUGUCGCUGUCGACGCCCUCAGUCGCAAUUGACGCAACAGAGCCUUUCAAAAAAACGAGCACAAGUAAAGCAACAUUGUUACAGAAACAAAUUGAAUAUUUUUUUAUGGUGAAUUUGGCAGGCUGUCGACACGGAUCGUUUCAAAGACCAGGAACACUAGCGACAUCGGACGACUAUAUAAAUAGACCACUUUAUUAUGGAGCAUAUUUCACGGUCCAAGUUCCUCCUACCGUGCCACAGGAUGCCCAGUGUGAGUGAUUAAUUUUCUUUUUAGUCCUGUAUUUAGCUCUUUAGCGCAAAUGACGAUGCAGGAGUAUCAAUUGGAAAACUGAAUUAUCUCAGGUUUAAAAAAGCUCUCGAUUUGCAGACGAUGUAGUACAAAUAUCAUCACGUCGUUCUUUGAUGGUUCUCCUUAAUAAUAUCACGUUACUAAGCUCAAUGUUUUUCUUUUUCCCAAUAGAUUUAGACUCUCUGUUCAGCAGCAGUACCCAGUGGUGUUCUGAGGGAUGCAACCUUCUUUUGGACGGUUUUGGAAGAUGGGUGAACAACAACUGGUUACCAUAUAAAACCAGUAGGUUGACAAGUGUGUUUGAGUUGCCUACGCACAAAGGAAUUAAUUUUGCACAAAAUAUGACUACAUCCUUGAACGUCCUUCUUUCACUCCUAAUUAAAACAUGUAGGUAAAGUAAGGCAAAGGCAGCUGACGAAUCAGAUAGCUCAUCCUGUAAGAGCUCACCGGUUUUUGUAUGAUGAAGGAGCCAAAGAUAUUGCUACUACCUUCUCCCCGGACGAAAAGCUAGUCCAAUAAAGGGUUACCCACCCCUCCUCCAGCUUUUUUUUUUUCAGGCUUCCUUAACAGUUUGGCAAUAAACAAUUAUCUCCCGGGAGGUGAGUGGCGCUAUUUGGUGAGAGUAACGCAAUCAGCCAAAAACACCAAGCAAUACCUGACCAGCUUGGUUCGAGUCCGGAAUUCCGACCUCUAAUCCCGUGCACAAAUCCACUUGAUCGACGAAUUUUGCUAAAUAUUGAAAACAAUAGGUAACACAAUCAAUCUUAGCUCAAGCUGCACCUAAAAUUGUUGAUCCUAAUGACGUCUUUCGGCAGUGAUACAUUUACUUUUUGUGAUUAGAAUUUGUUCUGUUCUGGAUUUCGCCCGUAAGUUACAACUAAUCGAGGAAUCAGAAAGAUUUGCGUAAAACCACAUCAUAUUACUUCAUCAUUCUAGGAAUGCGUUUUGUAUUCUUUCUCCAGCUGACUCCAGCGACCCAAGGUCAGGCCAUAGGCAGGGAUCUGGUGUCUUAUGGAUAUACGGUGACUCGCAUAAUCGACGGUUUUACGAAUCAGUGCAACGCCGACAGCUGUGUUCUCGUGUAUUCCGAGCGUGUUAUCAUACCAAUGUGUGGGUCUACUGGCUGGGAACGGUGAACUCAAAUGAGAUGGAUCUUUGGUAAUGGAGGUAUUUCGUUUCGUGCUCAAACUUCCCUCCUCUUUCAGACAUGAGUGAGAUCUGGAAAAGAGCUUAAACAGCGAUACUGCAUUUCUGUUUCUCAUGUAGUUUUUGGAGACCGACCCAGCAAGUUUAAUUUUACAAUUUUUUUCUCUAUAUAUGGAAAUAAUACUUUGCUCCCAUCUUCUAAUGUUCAAGAGCCUAAUAAACACCGUUGACGUCCAAAUUAUACGCAACUCUCCCCACCCCUGGUCCCUGGUCCCUGUACCCCUAUCGUUGUUAAAAACGGUAAAAUAAACCUUAGUUCAUUUUAAACGUAGCCAACUGAUAACAGAUGAAUGUAAGAAUCAAAUCUAAUGGACCAAUGGUAAAUCGUUAAAGAUACAAGUGACGAGCUGAAAACGUGUGAAAACGCGCGUGAAAAAAUCGUGAUGGUUUUAGAUUUUACGUCGGACAUGUGCGAUUGUUGAAUAAGAAGUGAGCUCACUACUACCAAGUCCUCACUUAUUGGUCUCUGGCUAACUCAAAGCGACGAAGGGCAUGAAGAAAAGGCUGGGGACGAGUUAGGAAAGCGUGAAGUGAAAUAACAAAUGUAUUACUUUCUCUUCCUAGUUACGGAGGCCAUGAUCUAAAUGUGACACAAGUCCUGGAAGAACUGCGCUCAAUUGUAACGCAGCCAUUAAUGGAUGAAGAUAGCGCUUUGGUACUUAACACAGGAGUCCAUCUCUUAAAAAGCACAAGUUUUAGAAAUUACCAAAAGAUAAUUAAAGGUUUCAUUCGUGUUUUGAAACAGAGCUAUCGAGGAAGGGUUGUUUGGAAGACAACACCCUCCCUCGGGAAACAGACUGAGCUCUACACGGGUUGCUGUCGACGUUUUCACACUGAGCAGGUAAAGAAACUGCACUCUCUACACUCCUCCUAUUUCCCCGAAGCAAUGAUGACGGAACGUGGAGAAAAAAAAAGCACCUUUGUUCAAAAUUUAAGCCCCUUUUGAUACCUUAAUUAUCAGACAAUUACCUCUAAAAUGUCUUGAAAUCUGUAUAAUAAUUUACGAUGCCCAUUGUAGAACAAAACAGAAACCAAAACAAAAAUCACAAUAACCUUUCUUUCAGAAAGAACUGAAAAACUCUCGUUUUAUUCCGUGCCACGCCCCAUAUCGCUUAAAUCUCUUGUUGUCGUCUUAAGUACGAACCCGCGUCGAAAGAAAAAAACAUUUAUAUUUGCAGGCAUUGUACUGUAGGCUACGUUGCCACUUUGUUUUUAUAUGCUUUCUUGUUUAUUUGUUUGUCUUCUUUUUAGAUAGUUAGAUUUAGACUCUAAAACUUUUAAAAUGAAUUUUACAGCGAAUUCAACUGUUCAACGCCUACGCCAUGAAGAAAAUGUGUGAAGCUGGUAUCCCUGUCUUAGACGUCUACCAGAUUAGCGCAGCAUACCCAGGAGGCACUACUGACGGCGUUCACUUUCCGCCGUUUGUGUUCUACCCAGCAGAAGAUGCCUUGGAGAGAUACUUUACGACAUGA
Messenger RNA from Pocillopora meandrina, 4807 nucleotides. Lineage: Eukaryota; Metazoa; Cnidaria; Anthozoa; Scleractinia; Pocilloporidae. The record is from the annotation of a GenBank genome assembly.